This is a messenger RNA of Dovyalis caffra, 987 nucleotides long. NCBI's taxonomy places the organism in Eukaryota, Viridiplantae, Streptophyta, Magnoliopsida, Malpighiales, Salicaceae. The record is from the annotation of a GenBank genome assembly.
AUGCUUACAUCGUAUGAGAUGGACAUGACAAGUCGAGGGGUUUGUUUAGCAUUGCCUCCAUCUGAGAGAGAUUCGCCUGGUGAGAGAGGGUCACCUGUUAUGUCCCUAGCACCAGACAGGGAUCCUCAGAGGCAUAGAGAGCUGCUACGUGAGAAUUUACCAAACUCAGGAGGGUCAUCAGUGCUUUCAGUAACUGAUAAGGAUUUGUGCAGCCAGGAGGCAUCCCUUGUUUUACCUCCAACUGCUGAGAAGGAUUUACAGGAGGAGAUAUUACCCACUAUACCUCGUGCAUUAGAGAGAAAGCUAUCAGGCCAAGAGAUAUCGCUAGCCACAUCCCACACAUCUGAAGGCUUGUAUGUACCUGAACCAUCUCAGUGGAGUGAAACUCCAACCCUAACAUCUCAGAGGAAUGAAAUUAUCUCUCGAACUUCUCAGAGGAUCUGUUUACCUACUUCUCCGAGGAGCAACAAUGUUGCCCCUUCUUCUAAGAGGACUGAUGAUGGUGCAAUAGAUUUAACUUCUGAGUGUCUAUACUUGCCAACACCUGGUGAGAAUGAUAAUAUGGGUCCAUCAUUGCACAAAGAUGGCAGUCUGACUCCAACCUCACGGAGGACUGACCCUGCUGUACGUCCUGCUUCUGAAAGGCUAUAUGAUAUUAUAACUUCUCACUUCAGUGACGGUGUGGCCCAGUCAUUUGGAAGGAACGAUCACAUGUUUCCAAUUUCUGAAAGGGUUUACAGCACUACAACAUCUCAAAGGACAGACAAUAUGAUGCCAGCUUCUCAACGAGCUAAUGCUAUUCCGCCAACCACAGAAACUAUGUAUAUGCCUCCAAUUGUUCAGAAAAAUAAUGGAGCACAGCGAACAUCAGAGAGGCCAUAUAUGCCUCCAUCCGAAAGGAUGUAUUCUGAGAGCACAUUAAUUUCAAUAGAUGGCUUUUCCGGCCAAGGGGCUCCAAUGACUUUAGCUGCAUCCCAGAGGAUAUAG